Messenger RNA from Mercurialis annua (annual mercury), 3542 nucleotides. RefSeq lists its product as uncharacterized. The transcript has 2 exons. Lineage: Eukaryota; Viridiplantae; Streptophyta; Magnoliopsida; Malpighiales; Euphorbiaceae. The coding region runs from base 305 to 1846 and encodes 513 amino acids. The record is from RefSeq and is a predicted model, not a curated record.
GAAAGCUUGAAGUGAGCAAGUGAACUAUGUUGGAGGCCAAGGGCAAGCUAAUGACCCGUACUCUAAUACCUACAACCCCGGAUGGAGGAAUCAUCCUAACUUUGGAUGGAGAAACCAAGAAGGUCAAGGCAAUGCUCAAGCCUCCAACCAAGCGGGUCCUAGUUUUCAAGGAGGAAAUAGACCUCAAUAUCAACAACAACCACAAGGUCAAUACCACAACAACCAACACCAAGGGAACAAUUAUGGUGGUAGACCACAACACCCUCCCGGUUUCCAACAACCAAGGAACACGGAUGAGGGAAACAUGCUUGCCAAAUUGAUGGAGAAAUUUGAAAAGAUGGAGGUUGAAAAUAGGCAACUUCACAAUGAAAAUAGGCAAAGGGAGAAGAACCAAGCUUCCACCAUCCAUCACUUAGAGACCCAAAUCUCGCAAAUGGCACUUUCGCUUCAAGGUAGACCUCAAGGGGGAUUGCCCUCUACUACGGAAAACAAUCCUAGAGAGCAUGUGAAAGCCAUCAAAGUUGUGGAACUUCGAAGCGGUAGAGUCAUUGAUGUUGAUCAUGAUAAGGAUCUUGAAAAAGCUAAUGGCAAGAGGCCAAUGAUUGUGGAGGUUGAGCCUCAAGUGGUAAUAGAUGUUGCAAGCUCUAGUCAAGAGCUACCAAAGUCGUGUGAGGAGGUGGCUAUUGAUAUUGAUGUUGAAGAACCAUAUGUGAGGCCACCACCACCACCACCUUUUGUGCCUAAAGUACCAUUCCCAAGCCGGUUAAGAAAGGCUCCGGAUAAUGAAAAGUUUCAUAAGUUUCUUGAAAUAUUCAAGAAACUUCAAAUAAGCAUGAGCCUAGGGGAUGCCUUGCGAGAGAUGCCCCAAUACGCUAAGUUCUUGAAAGACAUAAUUAUGAACAAGCGAAGUUGGGAACAAGGCGGAACAAUUCCUCUAACGGAAAGUUGUAGUUCUAUUAUCCAAAGCAAUCUACCAACCAAGCUACAAGAUACAGGGAGUUUCACGAUUCCUUGCUUAAUUGGCACUUCUACUUCUCUUAAUUGUCUUUGCGAUUUAGGUGCAAGUAUAAAUCUAAUGCCGUUGUGUCUUUUUAGGGAAAUAUGUGGAAACCAACCGAUAAAACAAACUUCCAUGAUGCUCCAAUUGGCCGACCAUUCGCUCAAGAGACCGCACGGGGUUGCGGAAGACGUGCUAGUAAAAGUGGGCAAGUUCAUCUUUCCGGUGGACUUUGUUGUGCUUGAUUAUGCGGUCGACAAAGAUUGCCCCAUGAUUCUCGGGCGUCCUUUUUUGAAUACGGGGAGAGCAUUGGUUGAUGUUAAUGGGGGGAAGAUAACAUUAAGAAUGAAUGAUGAGAGCAUGGUGUUUGACAUCAAGCAUGGCAAAAGCAAGUGUGAGGAGGAGAAAUGCAUGAAGAUUGAUACUAUUGAGCCCACAUUGCAUGUGCCUAUGAAGGAGGUUCCUAUGAAAGAACCCGAGGUUGUGUGUGCAAAAAUCAAGACAACACCUCAUGUCAAGCCACGCAAGGGAAAACCAAGACGUUGGGCAUCAUGGAAGUUGAAGCUCAACGGGAUAGCAACCGCAAGCAAGAGACAAAUAUGCACGGAAGUUGCUACUCUUGGUGAGUACGUCCAAGUUCGAACCUCUCAAGCACAUUCACAAGCGGGGAAGUUGAUUUCUAAGUGGAGCGGGCCGUUUAAAACACGGCGCAAAUUGGAUAAUGAUUUGAUUGAGUUGGAGGGGGCCAAUGGAGAUGUUUUUAAGGUGCUUGGAGAAUGGUGCAAACCAUAUCCUAGAGUGUUGAUCGAUGAAAGUCGCGAGCAAGUCGCUCUUUUUGAUCCUCCAUGAUUUUGAGGAUCGAUAGUCGAGCUUUCGACUUAAAACAAGCGCACUUGGGAGGCAUUCCCAAGAGGUACUUGGGAGCAUUGCGGAAGCAUUUUGGUACAAAAGAUGGAAAAGUCGACGGAAAAGAGGCGAAAGCUCAUUUGCAAGUCUGAAAAUCCGACCCCGCUGCACUAAUUGGAAAAUUGGAACCAGCUAGAAGCCUCAAAUGAAUUUGUGGUCUUCAUGAAAGUUAAAGUAGACGUCCUAAGCUUUCCAACGGUUCAAGAAUCGACUCAAUCGGACAUUUCUACACCAAGUUAUGAAGUUACGAAGAUCGCGGUUCUGCAGAGCAAAGGGUGUCUCGAACCAAGACACCAAAGUGUGAUAUGUGUCUCGAUUCGAGACAAAUGUGCCUGGAGGCAGAUUAUAGUGUCUCGAACCGAUACACUCCUCCAUUCUAAGUGUCUUGGUUCGAGCUUAGGCUUGGAAAAAGGGGAAUUUCUGAUUUCAAACACAAAAAGGCUUGAUUCUCUUUGCUUCUUUGGGCCAAACACUCCUUGAGUGAAUGUUUUUUCUUUCCUCUUUUGUAAACAUAUAAAAACCCUUUUAUCUCUGUUUUAGGUUAUGUCAUGAUUUUGUAGAGAAUUGUUAGACAUCUCAUUAUUGUAGCAACACUUUCUCUCUAGCUUUAAAUCAUUGUUCUUAUUGUUCUUACUAAAAGUAGUAAAGGAUCUUCAUAGUUCUUGGUGUUCUUCAAACUAAUUUCCAGAUUUUGCUAUAUUGGAAAACUUAUUAAAUACAAGUAUUAGUCUUGUAAUUGAAGCUUCAUUAUCUUGUUCAUGUGUUUAAGGUUCAUUUAUUACUCCAAGGUACUUAAUCUUUACUCUAUGCCUAAUCUUCAUUAUUGCUUAAUUAGUUUUGCCAUGAUGAUGAUUAGUAGCUAAACCCCUUGUUUGGGGGUUGUUAUGAUUGCCAUGUUUGAUUAAAUAGGUGAUUAGGGUUAGGUUUUAUGGGUGAUGUUGGUUGUUGUGCUUCUUGAGCUUAAUGCUUAGAAUAGGUUGGCCUCUUAUUCUUUGCUAUGUGGUUUAAUUAGGAGGACGAGAGUUAACUAAUUAGACUAUACCUAGGGGAGUACAUGCUUUAGACCUAGAUGCAUUAGCAUGAUCUAGGGCUAUCUUGGUUGUGGAGUUUGCUUGAUUAGUUGGCUCGAUUAACUCUAUCGAAAUCUAUGAGCACGAGAGUGGAUUAGAUUUCGGAAUUGUUAAUCAAGUUUUGACUCUUUCACUUCCGGCUCGAGAGAGCGGAAUUGGUUCCGUAGAAUAGCUUGACCCGACCUAAGUUCCCAUCACCUUGACCCAAACUACCUAGAUAUGACUUUGGCAUGACUAGCAACCUCCAAGCGUUUUUACCCUUAGUUGAAUCCUUAUUGUUCAAUCUUGUUUAAUUUAGUUUAAUUGCAAGUUUAGUAGUUGUUUACCUUUAGACUUUUGAUACUUUGAAAACCAUAUUCAUGUUUGCUAAACGAAUUGAAUAGCAACUAAAAUCACUCUCAUCAAUCAUCACUCUUGAAUUCACUCCUUGUGGGUACGAUAACUCGGACUUAGGUCCACUCUAUUACAAGUUGGGUUUAUUCUCAACAGUAACCACUCUUUUUUCUUUCUCCUCUCUCUUCUCUCUUCUUUUCUUCUUCUUUUUCAUUUGAUUUUCAGUUUGUCUCAUU